This is a messenger RNA of Sapajus apella (tufted capuchin), 2494 nucleotides long. Its product is annotated as basic salivary proline-rich protein 2-like. Lineage: Eukaryota; Metazoa; Chordata; Mammalia; Primates; Cebidae. The coding region runs from base 1 to 963 and encodes 320 amino acids. The record is from RefSeq and is a predicted model, not a curated record. The transcript has a single exon.
AUGUUUCUGGAUCCCGCAGUGGCCGGAGCGGCAGGCAGGGCGGUCGGGAGGAGCCCUCGGGGCGGCGUGGCCGGGCUAGAGCCACGACGAAUAACGGGCGAGGGGCGGGGAGAGGCCGAAAGUUUGCCGGGGGGCGAGAGGAGAGGGCGAGGGCAGCGGCGCGGGCCGGCGGGAGGGUCCGGCGGAGUGCGGCUGGGGGGAAGGAGAGAAGCUAGGAGCGCUCCUCCGCGCCCCGGGGUGCCCGGCCCGCCCCCCCCCGCGGAGCCGACGGCAGCUCGCGGACUGCUGGAACUCGGCGGCCCGCAAGCGCGCGUCCUAUAUAGAGCCCGGGGAACUGCGGCUGCCGCUGGGCGGGCGCGCCGGGGGAGGGGACAGAACGCGGCCCCCGCCGGGGUCUCCAGGCAACGCCGCCCGCCGGCUGGCGGACGUCAGGCGCCUCCCGGCCUCCCAUUGGCCGCCGCCAAUUUUUUUCCUCCGAGGGAGGGGGCGGGAGGCCUCGGGGCGGGGCCGGCGGCCGGAGCGGCGUGGAGCGCUUGGCCCCAGUGGGUGCCGCCGAGUGGCGGCGGGAAGGCACGGCUCUCUUCUUCGGGGGCUGCGCAGUCGGAGAUCCCCGGUGCGUUUAGCGUGGCCGGGAUUCUGCACCCCCAGACGUGUCUUUCCCUGCCCUGUUCUCCGAGGCUGACCUGUGGAGCUUUUAGCUCCCACCUUCGGUUUUGUGCUGGGCGCGGGAAUUGCAAAAUGCCAGAAUAUCGCAACCGUCCGUGCGGCCCGGCGUGUUUGCAAAGGGUGCUUCCGGCCAGGAGGCGAGGGCUCGGGGCCUGCGUCCCAUCGGUGGCUGCUCCAGCCCGACUGCACGUGGAGUCGCGGUGGGGGUGGGGGCAGCCACGCGGGCGGCCGCCGCGGCAGUCUCGCCCGAGGAGCCCGGGCUCGUUUCUCCGCCCCCUCCCCGCCCAGGCUCAGUAAACAGGGCUUGAGUGCCGGGGCCUGCCGGGCAGGGCUGAGUGUCUGAGGACAAGGCGCUGGCUUUGCUAAUCACAUCACAAGACCUUGAGCCAGGGCCAAAGGCGCGGAGUGGCGCGGGGCGUCCCGGGCGGGGGAGCUGACUCCGAGGACAGGAGGAAGGGCCGGGAGAGCGCGCAGGCAUGAGGCGACUUAGCGCCACCCUUUCCGUCUGCUGGUUGGCUCGGCCUUCCCCGGCCCUCCAGGGCUGGGGGUGCAGCUGCCCGCCGAAGCUCUCCGCCCGGCAUAGCCUGGGCCUGUUGCGCCCUCCCAGCCUCUUCCCUCCCCGGCCGUGGGGGCGCCGCGCCCAGCCUUCGCUGGAUGACGGCUGCAGGGUCCGGUGGGGCUGCACAGACGCAGAUGGUGGGCGCGCCCCUCUCUGUUUUCCCUCUCUCGCCAGCCCCACACCCCAACAGCUUGCGCUGGAAAAUGCGCUUUGCCAGCGGGCGCCCCGCCCUCGUCCGGGUAUAGAGCAGACACCCCCAUCUAGUGCCCGGUGAGGCUAAAGCCGCUGACAGCCCCACUCAGAAAGAUCCUGGAGUCUGGUCUAGGACACUUAUCGCUUCGCGUUCAUACAGGUUGCCAAAAAGCUUGGGCCUGAAGCGGGAAGGUCCAGGACCCUCUGGUGAAAGAACUAGGCCUGCCAUUCAGGGAUUCGAGUCCCUGGAGUGUAGCCUGCAUUUCCCACUACUGUACUCCCCUGACGGCCCAGGGAGCCAGAGUCCAGGGUAAGGAUCAGGAAUACUGGGCUGGAGUUCAGGCCCUGCCCCUUAGAAAUCAUGUGGUCUUAGGCAAAUCGCAUCAUCUCUUUGGUACUUGGGUUUCCUUGUCAAACAAAGAUCAUAUUCCUGCUUGACUCAUCCCUCACGCCUGUCAAGGUGCAAAUGGUGUUCGUGAAGGUGUUUAAAAGACAAACAAGGACUAAACCAUCUUUAUGUAUUAAACCAAAUUGACAACGCGUAGAGGUGGAGAAAGCCAGGCUUUUGAACUACGGCCAGAUGGACGGAGCCAGUCAGGAGUGCAGAGCUGUGGGGGCACCCAAAUCCUGAACCUUAGGACUCAGAGCCAAGAGGACCAGUUUCACUUUUAGCGCCUACCUUACACUGGCCCCUUGACAGACCUGGGCAACUGUGGUCUGGUUUGUUCUUUGGCGAGAUGACCCCAAACAUCUUACCAAAUGGUGUGAAACAGCCACUUCCCUAGGCACUUCCAUUAGGUUAGUAACAAGAUUGCAGAUACAGAACCAGUGAAGCAUCUGUUUGAAUCAACGUCCAAAUCUGGGGUGACUCCCAGUCAACAGCUGUGAGAACACCCACUUUGUGGAUGAGGUAGGAUUCUGGAGGUAAUAUGUGGACGUGUUAUGGGACAUGCUUGUGUACAGAGUACCUGCUAAUAUAAAAUUCAUGAUGUAGCUGCUUUUAUUUCAUUUUAAAUGGAGAAACAAGAAGUGCUGGUCAUUUCCAAUGAGCUGGGCUUUGCUGGGCCAGUUUCAUAA